Molecule: messenger RNA, 384 nt
Organism: Camellia sinensis
Lineage: Eukaryota; Viridiplantae; Streptophyta; Magnoliopsida; Ericales; Theaceae
Source: RefSeq, a predicted model, not a curated record
AUGGCGCCGGAGCGACCUGGUCGUGUUCGGACUUUUAGAUUGGGACCGUCCCCCACUGAUGUUUUUGGAAGUAGAUAUAGACAGUCACAAGAGCAGAAUCGUAUCUUCCAAACUCGAGUUCAAGAACAAAUAGUGGGAUUGGCAAGGGCAGUGAUCAAGCAUUGUAAAAGGGUGGAAGGAUUGGGUGAAGAUGGGGUUGACAUUGUUGGGACGGGAGGUGAUGGUGCAAACACCGUGAACAUUUCAACUGGUGCUUCAAUUCUUGCUGCUGCUUGUGGUGCAAAAAUUGCAAAACAAGGUAAUCGAUCAAGUUAUUCAGCUUGUGGAAGUGCCGAUGUGUUAGAAGCCUUGGGGGUUGUAAUUGACCUGGACCCAGAGAUUUGA